GCAAUGAAAGAACUACACCUAAAUAAUAGGGUAAGAUGAUCGGCUGACAGUCCCGAACCGUCCGUCGACUUUACUCCUCCUUCGCAACUCCGGACUCCGGAAAUGUAUCUAAUGCCUGCAGACCGUUGUCGAUCCUUGGUUCUUGCUUUUUUUUUUUUCGGUCCCUUCCUUCUCCCCAAUCUUCUUCGGUGUGACAUCCGGGGAGAAGGAGGAGAAGAAGAAGACGCAGAACGAGAACUUGGGUUCCAGACCCCUGCAGAGCGCGGAUCCCGGAUGUUCAUCGCUUUUCGACUUACAUGUACAUGCCGGGCUGUCAUACUUUCAUUUUACCACUAUUCAGAUAUAUGUUAAGUAGCUUGUCAGUAAUUGGUUGCCUAGUUACUUACCAAUCAUGGUGUCGCUCAUAACACCUGUUGACCCUGCGACCCGUGUGUUGUUGUGUAUGUGUGCACGGUCACGGUGAUUGACUAUCUGACGUAUGCUGGCCCCAGUCUUCCCGAGAUGAAGCAUAACGCGUCCCUCCCCCUUGCCCACUGGGUUUAUCGGAAUGGGUGGUGU
This is a messenger RNA of Aspergillus eucalypticola CBS 122712, 558 nucleotides long. RefSeq lists its product as uncharacterized. The transcript has a single exon. The record is from RefSeq and is a predicted model, not a curated record. NCBI's taxonomy places the organism in Eukaryota, Fungi, Ascomycota, Eurotiomycetes, Eurotiales, Aspergillaceae. Bases 112 to 351 code for a protein of 79 amino acids.